This is a messenger RNA of Callithrix jacchus (white-tufted-ear marmoset), 7746 nucleotides long. Lineage: Eukaryota; Metazoa; Chordata; Mammalia; Primates; Cebidae. The record is from RefSeq and is a predicted model, not a curated record.
UUUUUCCUUGUUGAAGCGCGCACCUUAAGUCGGCUUUGCUACUUCUUCGCACAGGCUGUCUGCUGAUCAUGUCUUCCAAGAAGAACAGAAAGCGGCUGAACCAAAGCGCGGAAAAUGGUUCGCCCUUGCCCUCUGCUGCUUCCUCUUAUGCUGGGGCACGGACUCCUUCUGCUGGGUCAGACUUUGCGUCGGCCGCCGGGACUCUGAUGGUGACCAACUUCUUGGAAAAGGUAGAUGGCAAAAUUCCUAAAACAUUCCAGAAUUUCCUUAUUCAUCUUGGACUCAACACUAUGAAGUCUGCAAGUAUAUGUAUUGGUCGACCAGUGUUGCUUACUAGUUUGAAUGGAAAGCAAGAGGUCUAUACAGCCUGGCCUAUCGCAGGAUUUCCUGGAGGCAAGGUUGGCCUGAGUGAAAUGGCACAGAAGAAUGUGGGUGUGAGGCCUGGUGAUGCCAUCCAGGUCCAGCCUCUUGUGGGUGCUGUGCUACAGGCUGAGGAAAUGGAUGUGGCACUGAGUGACAAAGAUAUGGAAAUUAAUGAAGAAGAACUGACUGAUUGUAUCCUGAGAAAACUAGACGGCAAGAUUAUUUUACCAGGCAACUUUCUGUAUUGUACAUUUUAUGGACGACCAUGCGAGUUGCAAGUAUUGCGAGUGAAAGGGGCAGAUGGCAUGAUAUUGGGAGGGCCUCAGAAUGACACCGAUGCCCAAAGAAUGGCCUUUGAACAGUCCAGCAUGGAAACCAGUAGCCUCGAGUUAUCCUUACAGCUAAGCCAGUUAGAUCUGGAGGAGACCCGGAUCCCAUCAUCGAGAAGUACUCCUUGUAAACCAGUUGAUGAGAGAAUUAUAAAUAAAACCAGUGAUGUUUUGUUGGAUGUUACACAGAGCCCUGGAGAUGACAGUGGACUUGUGCUAGAGGAAGUCACAGGUCUUAAAUGUAGUUCUGAAUCUGCCAGAGAAGGAAAUGAGCAACUUAUCAAAGAAGAAAGACUGCUAAAGUUCAGCAUGGGAGCAAAGUGCAAUACUGAUACUUUUUAUUUUAUUUCUUCAACAACAAGAGUCAUUUUUACAAAGAUUGAUAAAAAUUCAAAAGAGCAAGACAACCCAUUCAAAGUAACUUAUGACAUGAUAGGAGGCUUAAGUAGUCAGCUGAAAGCAAUUAGAGAAAUAAUUGAAUUGCCCCUCAAACAGCCAGAACUUUUCAAGAGUUAUGGAAUUCCUGCUCCUAGAGGAGUGUUACUUUAUGGCCCUCCAGGUACUGGAAAGACAAUGAUUGCCAGGGCUGUGGCUAGUGAAGUUGGAGCCUAUGUUUCUGUAAUUAAUGGUCCUGAAAUUAUAAGCAAAUUCUAUGGUGAGACUGAAGCGAAGUUACGUCAGAUAUUUGCUGAAGCCACUCUACGGCACCCAUCAAUUAUUUUUAUUGAUGAGCUGGACGCACUUUGUCCGAAAAGAGAGGGGGCUCAGAAUGAAGUGGAGAAAAGAGUUGUGGCUUCACUCUUAACACUAAUGGAUGGCAUUGGUUCGGAAGGAAGUGAAGGACAAGUAUUGGUCCUUGGGGCCACAAAUCGCCCUCACGCUUUGGAUGCUGCACUCCGAAGACCUGGGCGAUUUGAUAAAGAGAUUGAGAUUGGAGUUCCCAAUGCCCAGGACCGGCUAGAUAUUCUCCAGAAACUGCUUCGAAGGGUACCUCAUUUGCUUACUGAGGCUGAACUGCUGCAGCUGGCAAAUAGUGCUCAUGGAUAUGUUGGAGCCGACUUGAAAGUCUUGUGUAAUGAAGCAGGUCUCUUUGCCUUGCGGAGAAUCCUGAAAGAACAACCUAAUCUCCCUGAUGACAAGGUAGCUGGACUGGUGAAGAUUACUCUGAAUGAUUUCUUGCAGGGAAUGAAUGAUAUCAGACCCAGUGCCAUGAGGGAAGUAGCAAUUGAUGUCCCAAAUGUAUCCUGGUCAGAUAUAGGAGGACUGGAAAAUAUCAAACUGAAGUUGAAACAAGCUGUGGAAUGGCCCUUAAAACACCCAGAGUCGUUCAUUCGAAUGGGUAUUCAGCCACCUAAAGGAGUUCUUCUGUAUGGGCCACCUGGGUGUUCUAAAACAAUGAUAGCAAAGGCGUUGGCCAAUGAGAGUGGACUGAAUUUUCUAGCUAUAAAGGGGCCUGAAUUAAUGAAUAAAUAUGUUGGUGAAUCUGAAAGAGCAGUUAGAGAGACCUUCCGAAAAGCAAGAGCAGUGGCACCUUCCAUUAUCUUCUUUGAUGAACUUGAUGCCUUAGCACUUGAAAGGGGCAGUUCUUUAGGUGCUGGGAAUGUAGCUGAUCGUGUUUUGGCUCAGCUCUUAACAGAAAUGGAUGGGAUUGAACAGCUAAAGGAUGUGACCAUUUUGGCAGCUACUAACCGCCCAGAUAGGAUAGACAAGGCUGCAGGGGAGGCUCCUGCAGAGUAGUCAGUUCAUGGAGUAGUCGAUGGGGCAGUCUGUUCACCGCAUCCUUGACCUCAUGGGCUCAAGCGAUCUUCCUGCCUUAGCCACCAAGGAGCUGGGACUACAGGCGAGUGUAAGCACUCUCAGCUAAUUUUUAAAUUCUUUUGUAGAGACAGGGUCUUGCUUGGUUGUGCAAGCUGGUCUUCAACUCCUGGGCUCACGCAAUCCUCCUGCCUUGGCCUCCCAAAGUGCCACUGUACCCAGGCUAUUUUGAGGACAUUUCACUUUUCAGAAAAGUUAUAAGUGUUUUGACCCUGUAUGAUAGUUUAAAAUGAUAGAAUCAUAGAAACAAAAACAAAAAGCCUCAGAAGUUUUUUUUAAACCAAACAAAAAUUAUUGGAACCAGCUUUUACAUCAAGCAGUGAAUGAGUAACACAGAAAAUUGGUUUUUCUUUUCUUAACGAUUUCUUGUAAUGGGGAUUUUACACCUUAUUAUUCUCAACCUCCCUCCAGGUCAUUUUUGGUUGUUACAACUGGAGGAAUGAUACUGGCAUCCAGUGGGCAGAGGUCAGGGAUGUUACCAGACAUCCUAUAAUGUACAGGAAAACUCUCCCUGCCCCACAACGAAAUAUUAUCUAGUCCAAGUAAUGCUGAGAUUGAGAAACUCUUCUGUAAAUUGUGGAUUUUUAUCUUGAUGGGAGUUUUUCCAAGUAGCUACAUUGAUGUUUACAAUGCUUUAUAAAUAAAGGGAGAUUUUGGUUUGUUUGUUUGAAUUACUAAUAAGAGAUAAAAGAGGCUUUAGACACUGAUUUGGGGAUUUAUGGAUGCAAUAAACACAAGCAGUCUUCGAAAAAUAUUCUUGGAGACAGUAUGGUAAUCUUGUGAUACAGGGAAAUGGAAAACAUUUUAUUAGAGAAGGACAUGAGAAACUUGUAUUAUUUUUUACUCUUUCAUGGACAUGAAAUGAAACUUCUACUUUGUAGGUAAUGGUGUUGUACAGAAUUAUUUCUUUAUUUGUGAAUUAAGUCAUUUAAUAAAAGUAAUCACAGUAUCUCAGAUCAGUUAUCUUGGGAGAAUAUUCAAGAGCCUGAAGCUCUGGAUUCGCUUCCCAUUUGUGACUAUAGUUAAUUUAUUUAAUGUCCAAGCCUCAGUUAACACAUCUGAAAAGUAGAGUUAUUACAAACUUGUCAGAAUGGCAUUAGUUAAUUUGUAUUUGAUAAUUUGUAUUGACACUGAACUGUUCAGAUGUUAAAAGAAAUGAUGUCUGGUCUUUGAUUGCUGAACCUCAGUGUAAGGAGUAGGUAUUUCUUCAUUCUUAUCACAAAGGAAGCUCUUGAACCUCCGUUUUUAAGCAUUGUCUGCUCAGUCACAAUAAUUUGCAGUAGAAGGAUGUAUAUAUAACCAUGCAUGUGUAACACACAAGCAUACCUAGUGACUUGAUGGUAUGGAAGGCAGAGACUUACAAAAUGUGUUUCCAUUGCUUUCCAGAGGUUGAGGUUGAGGUUUUUGGAAUCUGGCAUACUGAUAGUACCCCAUUAUGGGACCAUAAUCAUGUGGAUUUAAUACAUGAGAUAGAGCAUAUAACAUAUAAACAUAUUUAAUGAUAUUCUUUGUGCUACAACAGAAACAGACACUGGAGAUUAAAUGUAAAUGAUCAUAUUCCCACUCUUAAAAAUUUGCAGUUGAUUUUACUUUUUAAACGAUUAUGUUGUCUGCCAUACCACCCACAAUCCAUUAACUAACUGAAUGUGUGUUGUUGAAAAAGUUCUGUUUUCUGUAAAGGAAGAGAGUUAGAAAAAAAAAUGCAGAUUGGAGUCACAAAUCAUUGCAAGUCAUUUCACUUUUGUUUCCAUGUUUAAGAAGAAGUUGUCUCUUUGGUGGAGACAGACAAGAGAUCUGUAUUCUAUCAUCAACAAAAAUUGUCUUAGGGUAUUUUUUUUUCUUUUUUUAAUUAAGGGACCAGCCAGGGCUAUGCAGCUAAUAUAGAGAAGAAUUCAGUCAAGAAAUUGGAUCUUAUUUGGCAGUGGAAACUGCAAAGUUUGAUGAUCUUUUAGAGAUUGUAGUGUAUGAAAUAAAUUGUUUCACUUAUAAAUGGAAGCAAAGCAAUAAACUUCAUGUUAUUCUAUAUACAACUUUAAUCAUUGUUUCUUUUCCUUCUUCUUCUUCUUUUUUUUUUUUUUUUUUGAGACAGAGUCUCACACUGUCACCCAGGCUGUAGUGCAGUGGCGCGAUCUCGGCUCACUGCAGUCUCCGCCUCCUGGGAUCAAGCAGUUCUCCUGCCUCAGCCUCCCGAGUAGCUGGGACUACAGGCAUGUGCCACCACUCCCAGCUAAUUUUUUGUGUUUUUAGUAGAGACGGGGUUUCAACCUGUUGGCCAGGAUGGUCUUGAUCUCCUGACCUCAUGAUCUGCUCACCUAGGCGUCCCAAAGUGCUGGGAUUACAGGCAUGAGCCACCGCACCCAGCCUGUUUCUUUCAUUUUUUUAAAAGGUAUUUUGUUAGGAUGGUAGUUUGAAUUGGUAAUAUAUAUAUAUGUAACUCAGAGAUCAAAACUGUAUAGAAAGAUAUACAUGAUAAUACCUGGGAAGACUGAGUUUUGGUGAGUGAGGGUUGUUACUGUGGUCAGAUUCUAGAUACAAUCUUGUGCCAUGUAACCAUGUUUUGGUCAACAUCAGACUGCAUGUACAAAUGUGUCCCAUAAGAUUAUAAUGGAGCUGAAAAAUUCCUAUGGCUUAGUGACAUUGUAGCCAUCAUAAUGUCAUAACCAUUAUCAUAUGGUAACAUAGUGCAUUACUCUUGUGGUGAUGCUGGUGUAAACAAACCUGCUGUGCUAUUAGUCAUAUAAAAGUGUAGCACAUUAAAUUUGUAUAGUAUAUCAUACUUGAUAAGGGUAAUAACUGUGUUAUAGGCUUAUGCAUUACUUACACUAUACUUUUUAAUCAUUUUAAUGAGCACUCUGCUUAUGAAAAAAUUAACUAUAAAACAGCCUCAGGCAGGUCCUCCAGGGGAUAUUCCAGAAAGAAGGCUAAACGUAGGAGAUGACAGCUUCAUGUGUAUUAUUGCCCCUGAAUACCUUCCCAGGAAACAAUAUAUAGAGAUGGAAGACAGUAAUAUUGAUGAUCCUGAUCUACAGGCCUAGUAUAUGCGUUUGUGUCUUCGUUUUUAGCAAAAAAGUUUAAAAAGUAAAAUAAAUUAAUAAAAUUUAAAAUUAGGAAAAAACCUAUAGAAUAAGGAUAUAAAGAAGAAAAUGUUUUUAUACAGCUGUAUGGCAUGUUUGUUUUAACCUAAGUGUUAUUGUAAGAGGCAAAAAAUAAAAAUUAAAAAGUUUAUAAAGUAAGUUACAGUAAGCUAAGAUUAAUUCUUGAAGAAAGAAGAGUUAUAAACUGUUUAGUAUAGUCUUAUUGUCCUGUGUUUAUUAUAAAAUCUAUAGUGGUGUACAGUAAUGUCCUGGACCUUCACAUGCACUCUUUGCUUACUUACUGACUCACUCAGAGCAACUUCCAGUGCUGCAAGUACCACUCCUGGUAAAUGUGCCCUAUACAGGCAUACAAUUUUUUAUCUCUUAUACAUUAUUUUUACUGUACCUGCUCUAUGUUAAGAUAUAUUUAGACAUACAAAUACCAUUGUUUUACGGUUGCCUACAGCAUUGAGUGCAGUAACAUGCUGUACAGGUUUGUAGCCUAAAAGCAAUAAGCUAUAUCAUGUGGCCUGGGAAGGCUAUAUCAUCUAGGUUUGUUUAAGUACACUCUGUGAUGUAUGCACAAUGACGAAAUCACUUAAGGAUGCAUUUCUCAGAAUAGAUUCCCAUUGUUAAGUGACACACGACUGUAUUUUGUUCUGUAACCUUCUUGGCCAAAUACACUAUUUUGAGUCAAAUUCCACAGACCUCUUUGUUUCCUCUUAAAGUAUAAUGAACCUUUUCCUUUUAACUUAUAAAAAGAUGAGUGUAUUCAAGCUGAUCGUUUAGAAACUUUGGGCAGGUUUGAUUUUUUAUUUUAAAUUAGCUUUGUCACAAGGAUAUUACCACCUUAUGCCUUGAAGCCCUGACGCAGCACUCAUUGCACUGUUUUAAUUUCCCUGAUGGAUUUUGUUUAUUUGUUUUUUUGCUGCCUCUCUUAUUUCCACAUAUCACUCUUUAGUUUCAAUAUGUAAAUUCAAAACUUACCCAUUUUGGUAUCUAGGAUAAUAUUUAGAUAAUCAGGUAUUUGCUCAGGUUAUGUUGCUGAGAAAGAGAUACAUUUGUUCUGAGAUACAUAUAUUCAUUUUAACUGUACUCCUCAACUUACAGUGGAGUUCCUUCCUGUUAAAGGUAUGUUGAAACUAAUGUAAGUCAAAAGUGGAUUUAGAACACCUAACCUACUGAACAUCGUAGUUUAGCAAAAAAAAAAAAAAAAAAAAAGAAAUUCACAUCUUAUACGUGCUCAAUACUUACAUUAGCCUGCAGUUGGGCAAAAUUGCCUGACACAAAACCUGUUUUAUACUGAAAGUAUUGAAUAUAUUAUGUAAUUAAUUGAACCCUGUACUGAAAGUGAAAAACAGAAUAGUUAUAUAGGUACUCAAAGUAAGGUUUCUACUGAAUAUGUAUCACUCCCACAUUAUCACAAAGUUGAAAACUACAAAGUCAAAUCAUUAAAGUAAGGUACCAUUCAUUACUUAUGAUGUCUAAUGCAGUGAUAACUAAUGAAAGAAAAUACCAGGAAGAAAGAUUUUUGACAUCAUAUUGAUAAACUUUUUUCUAAUUAUAGGACUUUUUGCCUUUAUACCAAUCUCCUUUAAUAAAUGGAAUAGAAAACUACUCUUUUUUUGGCCAUGUCAUUUGUUUUUUUUGACAGCAUAUUAGGUUGUAGAUAGUAUUUGGAAAUCCACAUCUGCUCUUCAUUCAAAUAUGUUUGUCCUUCUUGCAGUGUAGAUAAAAAUGUGCUUUGUAUGUUAGCGUAAAUUGUCAUUUCUAUUAUUUUAGCAAUUUUCUUUUCUGAAAGUUGACCUUUUAACUUCUUAUUUUUGCAGGGAAAGCUUUUGUCAGAGGAACUUUUAUUAUUGUUUUUCAAAAGGCAGUAGCCUCAGGAAAAUCUAUUUUACUUUAGUAUGAAAGUGAAAAACUGACAUUUAAUUGCAAAAGCUAUUUAAAAUAUCAUUAAAUGUAGCUAUUGCUAUAAAAAUGUGUUCAUGUAAGAGACCAGAGGAUAAUGGAGCAUAAAGCAGUGGUUGGGUGUCGGCAGGCAGCCAACUGUGGUAGUCAAAUAGUGAUCAAAUUCUUGAUGUCUUGCUGCUUUUUUCUGAAAUUUUAUUUAAUAAUAUUAUAUAAUGUAACAUGUUCUUAUUGGACCACUGCAUACCUGAAAU